Molecule: messenger RNA, 3164 nt
Organism: Pseudophryne corroboree (corroboree frog)
Lineage: Eukaryota; Metazoa; Chordata; Amphibia; Anura; Myobatrachidae
Gene: HIRIP3
Product: HIRA interacting protein 3
Exons: 7
Coding region: 104-2125 (673 amino acids)
Cellular component (GO): nucleus
Source: RefSeq, a predicted model, not a curated record
UCUGCCGGGAAAUACCGCGCUGCCAAUCAGGGGCUAGUAGGCGGAGCAGAGCCAAUGAGAGCUAGGGGGCGGGUCGCGGUAUAACCGGAGCAGAGGUUUAAACAUGGCGGGAGAUGUAGAGCGGGAGAUGCGGAGAUUCACUGAGGACCUGUUCCAGAGGAGCCCCGACCUCAGCGUCCUCUCCCAUUCUAUGGUGCGCUCCAAGUUCCUGGCUCACUCCAAACGCUCCUCUCUGUCCUCGCAGGAACGGCAAACACUGAAGAAGAUUGUAGAGCAAGAGCUGCUGAAGAUGCAGGAGGAAGAUGCCAGCGAUGAUGAACCCCUCAUCACUAAAGUGCAGAAGAGGGGGCGACCCAACAGUGGUGACGAUGAGCCGGGGAACAAGCAGCCACCUGAGAAGAAAAGGAAACCACUUGAUGGCGGCCAGUCAGAAGAGGAUUCUGGGAUCGAACAGAGGGAUUCCAAAAGACUGUCCGAAAGUUCCCCAGAAGCCCUAACAUUGAAGACAGACCAAAAAGGGAGAGCGCAACAGACUGUCAACAAGAAAGAAAAGCAAGCCCAGAGGAAAGAAGAGAGCAAACCCAUGAAGGGCAGUGACCGAAAAGAGACACCACAGGCACAUGUUAGACGACCACAGAAAGGAAAUGAUACAGACAGUGAUAUUGAAGAGACUAUCCCUGCGGGAGAGACAGACAGUGACGCUGGAGGUUCUUCAAAUAAAAAGACUGUCCCAAGGAAGCGCAUGGCAAUGAAAAGGGCAGCCGGAAAGCUGAAGACUGCUGUAGAAUCCAGUGAGAAUGAGGAUGAGACGGCCACACAGAAGACAGCGCAGAAUGCAGAAUCCGACAGUGAGGCAGAAGUAGCCGACACCAGGCAAAAGGAUAUACAAAAAAAGAGAAAAGCGAGGGUCGGGAAAAGUCAGGGUGAAGCUAGAAAGAAGACCGGUGCCAGGCAAAAUGCUAAGCAACGUGACACCAAGACUACAAAGAGAUCUCAGAAGAGAGAGACUGAUAGUGAAAGUGAAUCGAGCAAUGAGAGUGAUAUAGAUGAGCCAGUACUCAAGAAAAAGGGGGGUGAAGUCAAGACUGUGCUCAAGAAGCACAAAGAGACAGACACAGAGAGUGAGCCUGAAGUCAAAGGAAAGGACAAGCCAGACAAAGACAGCGACAGUGACAAAGAGGACAGUGAAGACGAAGAGCAAGCAGUAAAGGCCAAACCAAAGAAAGACGGCGACGAAGAGGAGGACAAUGGGAAUUCAGUAACGAAAGAUAGUGACAGUGAUGAGGAAGACGGGAAUUCAGUAAAGAAAGAUAGUGACAGUGAAGAAGAACAAAGUGCAAUGAAGGCAGUGCCAAAGAAGGGGGAUAAAAGUGUCAGCAAGGAGGAAGAGAGUGAUGAAGACAGUAAUUGUGAGGAAGAGGAGAACACGGCAAAAGGUAAGAAAGAGGCAAAGCAAACCAGCAAACACAAUGGAGUAAAGAAACCCAAGAAGACUCCAGAUAAGCAUAAAGGGACUGGUGGAAAGGACAAGAAAGCCACUCAGGACAGUGAUUCCCAGGAUAGCGAGGAGGAAGACAAAACGGAUAAAAAAGUUCAAGGAAAAGAUGGAGGCGAAAGUGACUCCUCUGAGAACUCUGAGUCCAGCAAAAAGGAGAAGAGUGAUAAGAUGCAGGGCAAGGUCACCUCCAAGGAAGACCACCCCAGCAUCGUCCGACUGAAGAGAUACGUCCUGACCUGCGGAGCUCGCAGGAACUACAAGAAGCUGUUUCAGGAUUGCCGCUCAGUGAAAUCUAUGGUGCAGGUCCUGAAGAAUGAGCUGGAGGAGUUGGGGGUAAAAGGUAACCCAAGCCUGGAGAAAUGCCGCGUCGUGCGCCUGAAGAGAGAGGAGGCCGCAGAGCUGGCGGAGUUGGACACCAGCAAUAUCUUACCAACAGUCGGACGCCCUCGGCGCCGUAAUACCUGGAACCCGUAUAAGACCUCCCCGUCCCGCGACACUUCCCCUUCCGACUACCGCAAGGAUGUGGCAUCAGAUUCCGAGGGAGAGGAAGGUCCCCCCCGCAAGAAAAGGCCAAUGGACUGGUCCUGUCUGAAGGGCAUCAUCAGCGACGAUGGUGACAGUGAAUGAAGAGUUUACGCAUCAGCUUCUGUCUCCCCUGUAGUGUGGGGGAAGGGGAAAUGGACCAUGAAGGAGAUUGUCACUGCACACAGAUGUAAUUAUCCUGCUUUUACUGCUGCCUCUUCAGUGCUCUAGCGCCCUUUUGUGCCCACCUCACAACAGGGCGGUUCUUCUAAUGAAAUAUACCCAUGAACUCCCUUUAAAAAACGAUCACAGAGGACCCCUCACCUGUGUGCAGUGGGGGCAGUCCAUUUGUGCCUAUAGUCUGCCUAUCGGGAAUUAGUAAUGUCACUGUCGGCCUCAUACACAGUGAUAGCACCAGGGCCAUCCGUACUCGUUACUGUCAACUUCUCCCUCCCCCUUUUUUUUUUUUUUUAAUGCUUGUGCCAAGGCCAUGUAGGGGGGAAUUCAAACACAUGGUAAUGCCCGGCUGCACAGAUGUCAGCCAUAUACAGUCGGGCCGUUGCUGCUGUCCCUCGCACCUCAUAACUUGUGAUGCGGGCGGUCGCUACGUGCUGUUCCGGAACAGCACAUCAUUGCAUUAAAUUGAAUUCCCUGCAGAGAAAUGUGGACAUGGUUCUAGCUAUAAUUGUAUUAAAUGUUCCUCUCCUCUACCCAUCACUCUCUCCGUACUCCUUCUGAAUAUUCAACUCCUGUUCCGCUAACUUUUUCUUCUCAUCCACCAUGUUUCUCACGUUGUCUCUCUUUGUAUAAAGUCCAUUUUAUUCACCGUUUUUAAAUGUCUGUGUAAAUAAAUGUUGCAAGUUGAUAUGUUAAAUGAAGUUUUAUUUAGAAAUAUACAUGUGUAUUGCACCCUACAUUUGAAAAAUAAGUAUCCUAUGCGAGACGUGUGGCUAGCACUCUAUAUAUUAUUUGUUUUAAGUAAAUAUUUUGCCAAUUUUGGGUAUUUUUCACAUUUCAAAAAUAAAGAACAGAAUUCAUAGUUGUGGGAAACGCAGCCGUCUGGUCUUAGCCGACGCCGUGCCUGAAAUUCUGCUUGUUUUUAUCAUAUCACACCAAACAUAAAGUAAUAAACUAUUUUCUAGCA